AGGAGGGGGCUGGACAUUCCUGCGGGAGAGUCUCAGGAGUUUCCUGCUCCGCGUCUUUCUGCUCCGCUCAACAUGGACUUUGCUGGGAACGCUCUGGACGCUCUGGUGUCGCGGCGCUGCAGGCGCUCCCAGCUCUGAGCAGCCUCGUCUCAGGCUCCGUUCCCCGGCUCAGCCGCGGCUGUCCGCGGCUCUGAAGAGGAGGAUGUCUGAGUGAGUUGUGGAGGAAGAAAGAUGUUUCGGAAAAAAGCCUCUUCCUCCUUGAGAAUGGGAAGGAUAACUGAAAGCGCUGGAUGGAUUAUCGACAGAGGGCGGAGCUUGUCCUUCCAUGAGGUUCGUGGUCAGCGUGACAAAGACAUGAGGGCAGCAGCUGACGAGUCCUCCAACAGUAGCAACAGCGUAGGAAGUGGUGGCAGCACAGUGCUGCAGCGCCUCCUGCAGGAGCAGAUGAACCGGAAUUAUGUGCUACAACAGCAGCAACAACAACCCGGAGGAGGAGGUGGAGGGGUGGGGGGCUAUUCGGUGCAGGGACAGGUGAACUCUUCUGACGAUCACUCCAUGGCCUCUCACAUUGCUCGGCAAGAACCGCAGGGGCAGGAGCUGCAGACGGACAGUGGUCUGGAGAAGCUGGGCCCCACCCGGGGCGGGGGCGGAGGAGGGGGCGGGAGCAGCGGAGGGGGAGGCUGUGUUGGGAGUUGUGGAGGUGGUGGCAGCAGCCAGGGCCAGUGUCCAAACGCAGAAGAUCUUCCCACGUAUGAAGAAGCUAAAGUGCAGUCUCAGUACUUCAGGGGCCAUGGCCCGCCCCCACCUCCCCAGCCUCAGCAGCAGAACCAGAACCAGCAGCCCCCCAUGGGCGCCGCCUUCUACGUCACCGGGGUGACCAAUGCCAAGGUGCGCACGGAGGGCCGGCCGACGCUGCAGCGGGUGAACGGUGCAGGGAAAGUGCACCAGGAUGACGGCCUGAAGGACCUGAAGCAGGGACAUGUCCGCUCCCUCAGCGAGAGACUCAUGCAGCUGUCGUUGGCCACCAGCGGCGUCAAGGCCCACCCUCCUGUCAGCAGCACCCCACUCUCACCCCAACUGCCCCCCCCAUGUCAGCCCGGCGACUACUACAAGCCUCAGCACCGCGGCCCGCCUCCAGACUACCCUUUCAAAGGGAUGGGCUCUCCUGGCAAACAGCAGGAGCCUGGAGGCCAUUUUUACCAGGAGCAGAGAGGGAGGGAGCACUCGAGGGAGGUGCCAAACGUUAGGUACCAGCCGCCACCCGAGUAUGGCUCAUUCAGAUCCAGUAAGGAGGGUUUGGGCCACUACCAGAGACCAGUUCACCAUCACAGUCCCACCUCCUCUGUCACCUCGGUUGGAUCCUUGUCUCGCGCCCAGUCCUCCACCCUCAGUAGCAUGCUCAUCGCCUCCCACUCUUCACAUCCGUCCUUCCCUCACCAGCAUCUUCAGAGCCAUGGGGAGCCUCUCCCCAUGAUGGGUCCUCGGAGUCCACAGGGUUCACAACACGGGGCGGACCAUGGCACCAUAGGGAUGCUUCAUCCAGCACAACAGAAAGGUCCCACCUUCCCUCCUGAUCCCUACGGCUCCACCCACAGGCUGCACCACCACCACCAUCAGCAGCCGCAUCCCCCUUGUCAGCAGCAGCAGCACUUCCCGGGACCGCCACCGUCCCAGAUGUCCGGUCAGCCUGGACAUUUUCCAUUACCGCACUCGUACGCUCACCUGCAGGGAGACCCCUACGCCACCAUGGCCCGCGCCCAGCAGAUGGUGGAAGUGGUUACGGAGGAGAACAGGAUGUUAAGGCAGGAAAUGGACGCCUGUCGCGACAAAGUCACCAAGCUACACAAGCUAGAAACGGAAAUCCAGCUGGUGUCGGAGGCCUAUGAAAACCUGGCCAAGUCCUCCUCCAAGAGAGAGGCCCUGGAGAAGACCAUGAGGAACAAGCUGGAGCUGGAGGUCCGCCGACUGCACGACUUCAACCGAGACCUCCGAGAGCGCAUGGAGACAGCAAACAAGCAGCUUGCUUCCAAAGAGUGUGACGGCUCAGAGGACAACCGGAAGACCAUCUCCCAGCUGCUGACACAGAACAAAGAAAUGCAGCGUGAGAAGGAGAAGCUGGAGAUGGAGCUCAAUGCCCUGCGCUCCACAUCAGACGACCAGAGGAGGCACAUCGAGAUCCGAGACCAGGCUCUCAACAACGCCCAGGCCAAGGUGGUCAAACUGGAGGAGGAGCUGAAGAAGAAGCAGGUUUACGUGGAGAAGGUGGAAAGGAUGCAGCAGGCUCUGGCUCAGCUGCAGGCAGCUUGUGAGAAGAGGGAACAGCUGGAACACCGACUGCGCACCAGAUUGGAGCGAGAGCUGGAGUCACUCCGCAUGCAGCAGCGUCAGGGGAACUCCCAGGCUAAUGGUGUGGCUCCCUCGGAGUACAACGCCACAGCGUUAAUGGAACACCUGAGGGAGAAGGAGGAGCGGAUCCUGGCUCUGGAGGCCGACAUGACCAAGUGGGAGCAGAAGUACCUGGAGGAGAGUGUCAUGAGGCAGUUCGCUUUGGAUGCUGCUGCAUCUGUGGCCACACAGAGGGAUACAGGUACGUCAUCUGCAUACAUUAGCCACUCCCCCAGCAGCAGCUACGAGACCUCUGUCGAGGCUCGAAUCCAGAAGGAGGAAGAAGAGAUCCUCAUGGCCAACCGGAGGUGUCUGGACAUGGAGAGCCGGAUCAAGAAUCUCCACGCUCAGAUCAUUGAGAAGGAUGCCAUGAUCAAGGUGCUCCACCAGCGUUCCAGGAAAGAGCCCAACAAGUCAGAUGCACCGUCCGCCAUGAGGCCCUCCAAGUCCCUGAUGUCCAUCUCCAACACGGGUUCUGGUGGCUCUAGUCUGCUGUCGCACAGCCUGGGACUCAGUAGUUCACCAAUCACCGAAGAACGCAAGGACACGAGCUGGAAAGGCAGUCUGGGGGUUCUGCUAGGUCCGGAGUGUCGCACGGAGUCUCUGAGGACAGAGUCGAUCUCGUCCUCCCCCUCCCCGGUCCUGUCCGCCACCUCGUUGACGGCGGGCCACUCAAAGACGGGCAGCAGAGACAGCUGCACGCAGACGGACAAGGGCCAGAGUCAGGAUACCGGCAAGCCCACCACGCCAGCCGUCCAGAGUAUGACCCUGCCAGCCCGGCUGUCCAACCCCAGCCCCGUAUACAUCCCCGACCGCUUCGCAGAUGUUCCAGUCUUCCACAGCAGCACUCUGGAGCGACGGUUCCCCCUCCAGUCCCACCCACAGCAACCAGCGCCGCCCCCAGCGCCGCCUUCCCAGCAGGACGUAGACACAGACGUGGUGGAGAUUCUCAUCUGACCACACCAUCUUAACCGGAACCAUAGAGUGUCGUCUCCCGGUCGUCUCCCCUCCCUGUUGUCUAUCCUUCAUCUCCCGGCGUUCAGCUUUGUCUGCGGGGCAGCGAUGUCAGCCUUCAUAUCUGUUUACAUUUAUCUUUCUCUCCCUCUGGCUGAAGGACUGCAGGGAUCUGACGGUGAAGGUUCAGCUGCAGCAGUCCUGUCUUACACUUUGUUUCUGACCUAAACUAGUCACAUUAAACUCUUAUUUAUUUGUUGACCCUAUUUCAUUGGUGCCUUCGAUGUUGCUUCAGUUGCAGUGGUAACAUACCUGUUAAACGAAAACUGAAAGAGUCGUUCUUUUUCAUUUGUGUCUCUAAAAGUGACGCAGCUGGACGGUGCUGAGAGCCAAAAUCCACAUCUCUCUCUAUCUCUUUCUCUCUCUCACACACACAGACACAAACACGGAGAGAAAAGAGAGACACAGCAAAAUUUAAAUUUUUGUAUGUUUUCUGUCACUCCUGAUGUAUAAUCGCACACUCUGAGCUGGCAGAGUUGGUGAAUGUAAUUGUGCAACAGUAUUUUUUGACUUCCAAACAUGUAAUGAAGACAAAGCUGCCAGAAGAGAGCAGCUGUAAGUAAUCCCAACCUCACCUGGACCCGUAAGAAGAAGGUAAACUUCAUUGGACCAAAUGUAUGAGCUACCAUCUGUAGUGUUUAGUGCACAAUGUGCUGCAUUUCUUCAAGAAGUCUGAUGGUAGCUCAUGUGUUUAUGUUAAAACUUCAGAUAAACCUGCUACCUGGGCAACCACAGAUGAAGAUUAAUGCCAUAAAACUUUCUUUAUAUGUAAAUAGUAUAUCCACCAAGUGUAUGUACUGCUCCGGCCUAUGUAACCACAAAAAAAUUAGAUUUAUAAAAUUGUAAAUUACAAUCUUUGGCAGCAUGUUUUAUUGCUGCCGUCUUGUUUGUUAUAUAUAUAAAAUCAUUUCAUAAAUAAUCAAACUCAUUUCUGAGAAUCAGAUUUUAAGAAAAGUGCCUUCUCUUUUAAUCCUGUUUUUGUUUAAAAAAAUGUAAUAAAAAUCAUUUGAUCAUAGU
Cololabis saira (Pacific saury) is the source of this 4416-nucleotide messenger RNA. RefSeq names its product angiomotin (gene amot). The record is from RefSeq and is a predicted model, not a curated record. Gene Ontology annotation, molecular function: signaling receptor activity. Gene Ontology annotation, biological process: establishment of cell polarity involved in ameboidal cell migration; angiogenesis; hippo signaling. Gene Ontology annotation, cellular component: lamellipodium; bicellular tight junction; plasma membrane. The transcript is spliced from 13 exons. Bases 232 to 3342 code for a protein of 1036 amino acids. NCBI's taxonomy places the organism in Eukaryota, Metazoa, Chordata, Actinopteri, Beloniformes, Belonidae.